CGGGAUCUUCCUCAGACAUCCUAUGAUUCCAAAUAACGCGCCCCGCGUAUCAUCAGCUAAAAGCUAACCGGCCAUGCAACAUGAAGCUGGCUAAACUAUUUUGGUAAUCGCGAACAUUUACUUGAUGUUUACUGUCUUGAUAGUUUGAACACAAUGAUUUCCGUCAGUUAUAUUCUGUUGUGUGGUCAGUUUGUACUACUCUUAUCGGUCAUAUUGCUGUACUGCUUGGAAGGAAGUCAUUCCCAAAACUCCUCGGGAACGAACCUUAGCGCUGCCACAUCCUCUCCUUUUCCCGGGCAGGGAGCGACUGCUGUCCCCAUCAGCGAACAGCUCGACACCGUAAAAGACGGAGGACUAGCGGAUAAUUCCACAGAGUGGUUGGAGUACAGGCCCGCGUCGCCAGUUGUUCUCUGCAGCUAUCUACCCGAUGAGUUCAUCUACUGCCAGGAGCCCGUGGAUCAUGCGGGUAACUACAGCGCCUUUCAGGAGACGGGCCACGGAUGCGUGGGGUGGGGCGGACAGACGCAGAAGGAGGUGAACCACACGCAAGUUAUCUGCACUGCUCUGGAUGAUAUAGAAUGUGCGGGACCCCGAGAUUUCCUCAGAGGGAACGUGCCCUGCAUCAAGUGAGCACACACACACACACACACACACACACACACACACACACCUGUGAUGUCUUAGUAAAUAUUCUAUUUGGUGAGAGAUAAACUUUAUUGUAUUUAUCCUAGUGGAUCUAUAAUUAAACGGGUAAACUAGUAGUAGCACAUCCAACAUCAAGGAAAGCAAAAAGUUAUUAUCAGGAGAGGGAGAAUGUUUAAGCGGUUAGCAGCAGUGUGCUAGACCAGGGGUUCCCAAAACUUUUCAGUCCGUGACCCAUAAAUUAACAGUUUCAAAGUCUCGCGACCCCCUGGAGAUGAGUGAAAUAAUUAAACACACACGUGGAACUUAAUCUUUAAUAAGUGUACUCAAAUAGACAGGUUUAGAACCCUCAACAGGUAAAUAUGGCACGAAUUUACAUUUGAAAACUGUAAAAGGCGACUCUGAAAACAUUCUUGCUGUUGUGUGCAAACUUUAACAUGUAACAAUCCUUGGCAGUUUUGAUAAGAAUAAGGCAGUCAGUUAGCAUUUUGGUUAAUUUUCAGCUUCUAAAGUGACAGCAACUCAGUGCCACAACAAUCUCCACACUUUCUCCCUAAUUUUACUCUCUCCCGUCCCCCUCCCUGCACACGCUCACACAUACACAGCAUUGCCAUGGCAACAAAUGGACAUGCAUCUCUGCCUCCCUUGAGUAAACAUUUCCAGAACAUAUUAAAACAACACUCCUAAACGGGUUACAAAUGUUUGUAACAAAUGCAAUUCUUGAUGAAAUCUUAAAAAAAUGGUAACGGAAAAGUGCUUUCAUUUCAAUGUAGCAAAAAAAAAAAAAAAAACUCAUGCAAAGUCACAAACAAUGUAAUACA
Nothobranchius furzeri (turquoise killifish) is the source of this 1463-nucleotide messenger RNA. Lineage: Eukaryota; Metazoa; Chordata; Actinopteri; Cyprinodontiformes; Nothobranchiidae. The record is from RefSeq and is a predicted model, not a curated record.